Molecule: messenger RNA, 527 nt
Organism: Notodromas monacha
Lineage: Eukaryota; Metazoa; Arthropoda; Ostracoda; Podocopida; Cyprididae
Source: the annotation of a GenBank genome assembly
CCGAGCUUCUGGAACGACAACGAUAUCUAGAAUGUGCGAGAAGCAUGAGGGACGAGUUUGUUGGCUCCACGAAAAAGCUGAAGGAGUGGAUCGAGAAUGCGGAAAGUACCCUGAGUGCCAACGAUCCAAAAUCGGGUGUGGAUUACGAAAAGAUCUUGAACUGCAUCGACGAGCACAAAGAUUUCUUCAGCUCGGAUUCAGAAGCGAAAGAGUUGCUGUUGAAGAUUCAAAAGAUUGCUGACAAAAUCCUGCCCUCCAUGAGUUCUGCACAUCAAGAAGAACUCAGCAAACAAGUCGAAAAUCUGCGACAAAGCCUGGAAAAUAUAUUGAACUUGUCGAAAACAAAAAGGAUUCGAUUGGAGAAAGAAGUCGCUGCUUGGAGAGAUUACCUGAACAUUCUGCAAAGAGUUCAAGCGGUCAUCAACAAAGCAGAGCAAGACGGGAAAGAACCUAGUGCUGAGAUAAUAACUGUGCUGGCCUUGAAAGAAGCGAAGCAGUUGAUUGAUCGAUCAAAAACCGACUACCAG